This is a messenger RNA of Delphinapterus leucas (beluga whale), 4045 nucleotides long. Lineage: Eukaryota; Metazoa; Chordata; Mammalia; Artiodactyla; Monodontidae. The record is from RefSeq and is a predicted model, not a curated record.
UGGCCUGCUGGACUCAGUCUCCCCCCAGCUCUCCAUAUUAGCGAGGCACAAUCUGAGCUAUGCCUUCUACACUUGCUGCCCUUCUCUUUCUUGGGCUGUCUCUGAGCCAGGGGACCAGCACCCAGAAGCGUGAGUCCUUCCUUCAAAGCCCCAGCGUCUGGGUUGAGACUAAGUAUCCACAGAGUCUCUCGAAACCUGUCAUCUGGGCCAAACCCAGUUUCAUGAUUCCAGAAGGAAAACUGGCCAUCAUCUGGUGUCAAGGAACUCACGGGGCCGCUGAAUACCAACUGCACUUUGAGGGAGGCCUUUCUGCCUUCAAGAGACCAAAGUCACCUGGAAUGUCGAACAGAGUAAAGUUCCCCAUCCCGUCCAUGACCUCACAGACUGCAGGGCAGUACAGGUGCUUCUAUCGAAGUGGGGAGCUCUGGUCAGAGCCCAGUGACCCUCUGGAUCUGGUGGUAACAGGACUGUAUGACACACCCACCCUCUCAGUUCAGCCCAGACCUGAGGUGAUCUCAGGAGAGAAAGUGACCUUCCGUUGCCGCCUAGAAACAGCAACAAGCACCUUCUUUCUGCUCAAGGAGGGAAGAUCCAGCCGCCCACAGCGCAGAUAUGGGAAUAUCCAGGCGGAGUUCCCCAUGGGCCCUGUGAGCACAGCUCACAGAGGCACGUACAGAUGUUUUGGCUCCUAUAACAAACAUGCAUGGUCUUUCCCCAGUGAGCCUGUGAAGCUCCUGGUCAAUGGAGAUGCCAGGGACACCACCUUUGCGCCCACAGAGCACACCUCUUCUGACCACUGGGACUCCUACAUGUUAACCACAGAGACCCAAUUCCAGGAAGAUCCUGUCCUCUGGGAUCACAAUGCCCAGAAUCUCCUUCGGAUUGGCCUAGUUUUCCUGGUCCUGGUGGCCCUCGUGUGGCUCCCGGUUGAAGACUGGCUUCACAGGAAGAAGCCUCAAGAGAGAGCCAGCAGGGCUUCAAGUCAGGAAUGCAGAAGGUUCAGAGCACAAAGCCCUGGAGAAAUGACCGAGAGAUGCAGUGGCCACAGGUAAAGCUGCAAGCUGACCCUGACCUUGGGCUGUGGGAGCUCCGAGUUGAGCCCGUGGAGGAGAGAGUCAUCGCAGAAAACUAAGGGAGAACUGCACGGAGUUUGGCAGAGGGUUGGGGAUGAAAGCGCUACAUUUCUUCUGUAGGCAAAACCCAUUGUCUCUUCGAGGUUCUAAGUACUGUUGCACUUGCUUCCUGCGAACCAAACUUUUCACCACUCUGGUCUUUCCUGAAAACAUCUUUAACGGCAUGGCCGUGGGAAUAUCUCCUCCCUACUUUUGUCUUUAUCCCUAUUUCUUCUUUGCUGUCUCUUGCACAUGUCAUUCAAAAUAUUUAACCACCAAUACAGAAUAGGUGCACUUAUCAAACAGAACCAGAGCCGGAGAGGCAACAACCAGUCAAUGGAGAUGCAGGCUUAUAAACAAACAGCACAUCUAUACCAAUGUGUCCUGGUUGGAUGGCAGCCAUGCCCCAGUUCCCUCUAUCCUAUGCCCUUGCAGGAUUUCUUCUUCUCCACUUCUUUAUCCACACCUUGCCUUGUAUUUUGGGUCUCCUAGUAGAUAUCAUCUCCUCCAAGAUGAUUUCCCAAAUCCUCCAGCUUGACUUAAGAUACUACUUUCAUAGUCCCAAAGCACCUGUAAUUCUCUACAACAGCAUUUGGACCCUAAUACUGCCUACGUAUCCAUUUUCCUGUAUCGACUGCGAACUCAUGUGAAUUAAAUUUACGUCAGGUGUAAUGGCUGUGUUCGUAGUUCCCACUACUCAGAGAGUUCUCAGGAAAUAUAUGUUGAACAAAUGGAUAUAUAAAUGGGGUCAGAGUGCCACUUGGAACUUGAGACUCCUAUGCAUGGUCCUUGAAAUGUUGUCUGGGCAUCACAAACGCUCUCCUUUUUGAGAGUUUCGACUUGGUCAACCCACUAAUAUACCCAUUAUGUGGGUCCCCGCCUCCUCUCAAUAUUGUGACACCUUACACAGGUCAAAUUCGUUCUUAAAUCUGCAUUUUCUGUUAAAUAUCAGCGAAUAUUAAUUCCAACCUCAAAGGGAUAACAUGAAGAUCUGGAGAUCAAGAAUAUCCAGAAACCAGCAUAAGCUCUGACAUGUGUACGUUACUCAAUGCACGGUAACCAUUAUUAUUCCUGAUACUAAGGGCAAUUAAAACUCAUACCAAGUGUUACCUCAUUACUAGUGGCCCCAAUACUGAAUUUUCUCCUUUCUGGGCUUCACCUACCAGGUGUUCUAAGGUCCAAGACUUUCUAGCUAAUACCCAUUUAUAGUCUUCAUCUCAAGAUGAGAUGGACUUGUUUGGGGUGGGUUCAGGACAUUCCAACCUUUCCAUAUUCUAGUUUAUGGCAAGAAACCUAGAGUCUCAAGGAAAAAAUGGGUCAGGUAGAAAUAUUUUAGGGGUCAAGAUAUAAAGGCAGGGCUUGACUUGGGCAAAGGAGGCUCCUAAAGGGGAUGGAGGGGUCUUUACCACCAUGGCCCUAUGUUGUCCUUGGCAGUCCAAGUUAAAAUCUUCCAAAACUGGUCAAUGGGUCAAUGCCAGAUGGUCAAGUAUUGCAACGCUCUUUCUGAAAUAUUGAACAUGGCUUGUAUUUCAGACCGCAAAAUGAAGCACGGGGAGAAAGAAAGGAAGGAGAGGAAGGGAGGGGAGGAGGGUGGGGGUAAAGUACUGGCCAAUUGUUUGUGAUGAUGAUUUACUGGAAACACUCCAAAAACACUUUCAAUUAUUUCCCCACGGUCAGAACUUAACAGCUUUCCACACCUAGAUGCAAGGGAGGUUGACGAUGUAGCCUUUUUUCCAAAUAGCUCUGUGGCAAGCUGAAUAUUUGUACUUCCAUUACCAAUGAAGUGAAAGGUAAUAGAGUUGUAAUAAGCAAUUCCAGUCCUUGUCAUAAGAGCCUACUAUGUGUCAGGCACUGGUGAGAGUACAACACACCAAGGCAAACAUUAUCCCCACCAUAACAGGAUUUAUCGUCCAGGAGUAGAGAUCUUCAAGAAGUGAGAAAAUAAAUGUCUCGUGAGAGAGGAACUAGAGGAUGCCCUUGGAGCCCCUUCCUGUGAAAGAUUCCAUUAUAUAGAGACAUUGAGGGAGAUGCAGGGGUGAAGAAAGGGGAAGACGGCAGCUGUCUGUACCAAUGUAUCCAAAGGCUCAGAUGUAAGACAGAGGGUGAAAACGUUCAGUAUAACUAGAGCUCUGAUUGUGACAGAAAAGAGUAGCUGUGGACGAUGCUGGGCAUGGCCAUGGAAGCCACAUAAAUAAAUGCACAUUUUAUCCUUAAGGCAAAGGGAGCUCACCAAGCAUUUUGAUCAUGGAUGUAAUAUGAUGAUUUCUACACUGUGUGAAGACCCUUCUGGUUGCAGUGAGAGGAAGGACAUAUGCAAAGAAAACAAAAGCAUGGUAGGUGGGGGGAGACAGAAGAGUUGAGAAUGGCUCACCUAUUUCUAGUGCUGACAACCAGAACGAUAUAGGUUCCAUAACUAAUACUGGUAACCCAGAUGGAGGUCCAGCUGUGAGUGACAGGUACACGUAGGUCUUGAGACUUGGUAACACAUUCUCUAGCUCUGUCCUUAUUUUUCAAGAUUGCCUUGAUUAUUCUGCGUGUUUUGGAUUUCAAUACUAACUUUAGGGUAUCAGUGUUCACAAAACACCCACCUGGAUUUCGCAUGAGAUCGUAUCCAAGCUACGGAUCAAUUUACAGAGAAUCAUCACCUCUUCAAUCUUUCCAUCCUUGGAAGUUUCAAACCUUAAAUGUGGUAUAUUUCACCAUUUAACUUCAUGUUCAGUAACUUCUCUAAAUAAUAUCUUGUAUUAUUCCAUGUAGAGAAUGUGCAUAUCUUUUGUUAGAUACCCACCAGAAAUAUCCACCAGUUACGUCUCCUCCAGAGAGAUCCCUACUUACAUGACUUUUAUUUUGUAAGUGGUAUCAUUCUUUAAAUAACUUUAUUGCUUCUGUUGGUUGCUGGUAGUAUAAAAAUAAAAUUGAUUUUUUAUAUGGAA